AUGGCCUUUCUAGCUGCUUGUGGGCCCGAUCACCCGACGACCUCCCAGACAGAACGCGAUCGCAUCCGAGAAUUGUCCAAGUAUCUGAUCUCGCGGGGACUUUUGUCCUCACGACUGGUGCUGACCGAGGCUUGCCGACAUAGAUACUACUGCGCCUUUACCCAUCCCAAUGACGAUGGCGUAUCGGAUGGUCGGGCUGCGCCCUCGAGAAACGAGCAGCCUGGAGCAGCCUAUCUAUCGCCAGAUAUCUCACUCAAUGCCUUAGCGCAACUGGGGGUUCUUCGCUUCGGAUGCAAUCGAUCUUUCAUUUCUAUUAUUGACGGCGAGAACCAACACAUCAUUGCUGAAACGACUUCAUCCAUCUCUCUCCGACACGGGGAUCAACAUAUGCCUGACGAUGGCUUAUACCUGGGCUAUCGGACAUUGAAUCUCUCCUGGGGGUGGUGUCCCCACACUAUCAAACUGUUCACCGCGCAGGAUGCAUCGCUCGAGAUUGACACGGCAAAUGUCACCGCCAACCGCUCCCGAUACAUCAUUCGCAACUUCGCAGACGAGAUGGCCUUUAAGGAUCGACCGUACGUGGUGGAUUGGCCCCACAUGCGAUUCUACGCGGAGGUGCCUCUGUUCAGUGCCUCGGGUCAUGUCUUGGGCUCCUAUUGCAUCGUGGAUGACAAGCCGCGGUCAAUUUUCGGGGAUCACGAGGUUGCCCUGUUACAGGAAGUGGCAGAUGCGGUGGCAGAAUACCUAGAGAAAGCCCGCAUUGUUCAUUUCCAUCGACGGGCAGAGAAACUGGUGAAAGGCGUGACUGAUCUGGUCACCAUCCACCCAGACCCUGAAGCGGUGCUCAAACGAUCAAAUCCCUUCGCGGAUCUUGACUUACAGUCAGACCCGGAUACUGAAAGUGAAGACGUUGCGAGAUCCUCAACACAGACGGUAGAUCAGGGUUCAUCGCAGAUCGCCUCGGAGUUAUCAUCGUUCUCGUUCGGCAGAGAUAGACCUCGCUCCACCGCACCCACGUCGGUUUAUUCACACCUUGGAGGAUCAUCUGCCGGCUUGACUCCAUUAUUUGAAAAGCCGCAGAAUGAGUUUUGGAACCCGGAGGAGAUCUCUUCCCCCAAUGGCAACAAUGUCAAAACGGAAGCACCCAAAGCAGAUCCUAGCUACAUCAUUUCCCGGUCCAUCGCAUCUAUUUUUUCUCGUGCCAGUGUGAUCCUGAGAGAUUCCAUGGACCUCGACGGGGUGCUCUUCGCGGACGCGUAUCAAAGCAACUCUGGAAUCCAAUCCCCGGGGCACCCGGGUGUCUGGGAACCUUCACCGAAAUCAUUACACUCUGGUUUGAGUAACAGCUUGGCGUCGAUCCAAUUCGGUCUCAAGCGCGAUGGAAUGCCAUCCCAAGAGUCCAAAGCAUCCUGUGAGAUCCUCGGACAAGCCUUUAGGAGCUCAUCGAAAGCGAGCUGCAAUGAUAAGGAUGAGAUCGGUUUGACGGAAGAACUAUUGGAGAGGAUGAUCACGGCUUUCCCUCAAGGCCAAGUAUUCAAUUUCAAUGAUCGGAUUGACGACAGCCAUUAUCUUUCGUACCAGAGUGGAGGUGAUGAAAUCGCCACCGAACUGAAGAAUCUUUCUCAAAUCACGAAUGAGUUAGCCAAACACCUUCCCGGUGCAGAUUCGGCCCUGUUCUUUCCGCUGUGGGAUUGGAACAAAUCUCGUUGGCUCGCCGGAACUCUUCUUUGGACAGGAAAUAUGCAUCGUGCCCUAGGCAUGGAAGAGCUUGGCUUCUUCCGAGCCUUCAGCAACUCAAUUGUCUCAGAAGUUGCAAGGGUCAACUGGGAUAGUAUGGAGAAAUCCAAAUCAGAUUUCAUAUCUUCCAUUAGCCAUGAAUUUCGUUCUCCGCUGCAUGGCAUACUUGGAAAUACCGAGCUGUUGCGGGCCACUACUCUUGAGUUGGCUCAGGGUGACAUGGUCAAAAUGAUUGAAUCAUGUGGCUUGACGCUGUUGGAUGUUGUGAAUCAUCUACUGGACUUUACCAAAAUUAACAGGUUGACAACAAAAAUUCCUCACAGCAGUGAAAACACCGAAGACGACAUAAAAAACUUGAUCACUGGAUUUGAGCUGGACGCUUUGAUAGAGGAAGUGACGGAGAUCCUGUGCAUCUCACAGACGUCAGAGGGAAAAGAUUCUCAGUCUGAAGCUAGAGGCUGGCUAAGCUCUCCGGCGUAUCCCACGAGCCGUAGGUAUACGGACCAAGUCUCCGUUGUCGUCCGAAUUGACGGACACAACGGAUGGAAAGUGCGCUCCGUGGCUGGUGCAUGGAGAAGAAUUGUGAUGAGUCUCCUCGGCAAUUCCAUGAAAUGGACUCACCAAGGUCUCAUUGAAGUUUCCCUAUCCAGUGUCAGUACAGGGAAUGGUUCGGAGCCUGUACUUGCCCAUCUGUCGGUGACUGAUACGGGUAGUGGAAUCUCCUCUGAAUACCUACGCCACUCAGUCUUCUCUCCAUUUUCCCAGGAAGACUCCCUUUCGGAGGGUGUGGGACUCGGGCUCAGCCUUGUGCGGAAGCUUGUUACACUCCUUGGGGGUCAUAUCGACAUCAAGAGUGAGAUGGGUGUUGGCACCCAGGUCGAUGUCUAUAUUCCCGUGCAUUGCUAUGAUGUGGAUAGUCAUGGACCGGUAGAUUUUUACGGCGAAAUUCCAGACACGAUUCCAGCCACCCGAGCUUGCCUAAUUGGCUUCAAUGAUUGCCCAGAUCUGAAUGAGAUGCCUACGGGGAUCUUGAAUACAGAAAGCAAACGCAAACUGUCAAUUCAGAGCUCUCUCAGCAAUGUCUUUUUGGCACAACCCAACUGGAGUGUUUCCUUUGCAGAGUCUUUGGCAAAUGCGCAUGGCGAUGUUUUUGUCAUUGAGGACGCAAAAUUGCAGCAAUUCGUGAAUGAUAAUCCCGAGUAUUUGGCACGAUCCACGACCAAGUCCUUCAUUGUGCUGGGUCCCAACAAGCCAAUCGCGAAGGACCAGUCGAAGCACAGCUUUGUAUAUGUCUCUCAGCCAUACGGCCCACAAAAAGUGGUCAAAGCGAUGAAUUCCACUUUGAUUAAUAACAGAGUGUCAGUCGAACCUUCCAAGCCCGAGAGUCACUCGACAGACGCCUUUCAUGCGAAAUACAAUGAAGAUGCCCUCACUGGAGAUAUACCAUCAUUACAAAAUGGAGACUCCCUCAUACCACAGCUGCCUGCCAAACUAGAGCAGAUGCAUGUUCUAAUUGUGGAUGAUAAUAAAAUAAACGUGAAGAUCCUAGCGACGUUCAUGCACAAACUAGGUUGCACCUAUGAAACGGCUUUUAAUGGAUUGAAUGCAUUGAACAAAUUCAAGGAGUCCAAGAAACCCUUCUCAUAUGUUCUCAUGGACCUCUCUAUGCCUGUCAUGGAUGGCCUCGUUUCCACGAGCAAGAUUCGAGAAUUUGAAAAGAAAAAUCAUCUACCUGCGUCUUGCAUUAUGGCGGUCACGGGAGUCGCUUCUGCCGAAAUACAACAGCAGGCGCGGAUGGCAGGGUUGGAUGAGUACCUCGUCAAACCAGUCUCCCUGGAGACUUUGAAACGAAUAAUGAUAUCGCAAUGA
This is a messenger RNA of Penicillium maclennaniae, 3606 nucleotides long. Its product is annotated as hybrid sensor histidine kinase/response regulator. The transcript has 7 exons. Lineage: Eukaryota; Fungi; Ascomycota; Eurotiomycetes; Eurotiales; Aspergillaceae. Gene Ontology annotation, molecular function: histidine phosphotransfer kinase activity; protein binding; phosphorelay sensor kinase activity. The record is from RefSeq and is a predicted model, not a curated record. The coding region runs from base 1 to 3606 and encodes 1201 amino acids. Gene Ontology annotation, biological process: phosphorelay signal transduction system; protein autophosphorylation.